Molecule: messenger RNA, 5740 nt
Organism: Danio aesculapii
Lineage: Eukaryota; Metazoa; Chordata; Actinopteri; Cypriniformes; Danionidae
Gene: arhgef12a
Product: Rho guanine nucleotide exchange factor (GEF) 12a
Exons: 41
Coding region: 722-4924 (1400 amino acids)
Biological process (GO): G protein-coupled receptor signaling pathway
Cellular component (GO): cytoplasm
Molecular function (GO): guanyl-nucleotide exchange factor activity; G protein-coupled receptor binding
Source: RefSeq, a predicted model, not a curated record
GGAGUCGGAAAUGCUGUCCGUGCAGGAGGUUCAGUAGGUUUUGAGACAGAGCCCCGCGGGAGACACGGCAGCACUCUCCGGUGUUCUCAACUUUCCCCACUUUGAUGGAUCUGAACCUACAACCUCCAUACGGAUUUUAACGUGGAUCAUCACUUUCGUACGAACUCGAUAAAACCCGUAAACGCAUUCGGAGAGACCUAUGCGAACUUUACUAAGCGGGUUUGUUUAUUUUGAUGCAGACUUCGUCGCCGCUCCAUGGAAACUCUCCGCGGGGUGACACGUGUAUGAACGCGUGCAUUUUCGCCCUGUCUGGAUGACUGUGGGCUUGGUGUGGAUGUAUGAGGGUGUUUAUUAUUAUUGUUGGGAAAAAAUCGCGUCUCAUUUUUGAAGUGGACGAUGUUAGGCUGCUGUUAGCUUAGCAUAGCAAAGGCCUUGAGUCUGCAGUCUGGUUUGCGGUACGAGUAUCAAAACUGCUGCUGCUGCUGCUGCCUUGUUGGCUGUGGAAAUACACAUUCAGCAUUAGGACGCUCAAAAGUGCUUUAAUCGCUAAAGGAGUGUAAGUUCGAGGAGAAAGUGUAUGGGCUUCACCGGGGAGCUGCUGCUGUACAUGAAGUGAACCUCCCGGUCAGCAGAGCAGAAUACGGAUGCAACAGCCACAUUCAACAUUAGAAACCGAUGCUUCUCCAGAUGCAUCUGAAAAUGACUAUAGGAUAUUGGAUGAAUGAAAGCUAAACACAAAAGCCCAAUGAGCGACACACGGUCUACAGUCCCUGACAGAACCAGUAGCUUUCUCAGCAGAGACCACCCUUCUGACAAGAGGGCCAAAAGUGAUAAGCUGCCCGGUACCCCAACACACGAGUUUGACCCAACAGACGUGCUGGUGCAGAAGAGUGGAUGUGUAGUGGCUGACAGGAGACCUGAGUCUUGUGGGCUGGUUCAGAGAUGCGUGAUCAUUCAGAAAGAUGAGAAUGGCUUUGGGCUGACCGUCAGUGGGGACAACCCUGUUUUCGUGCAGCUCGUCAAACAGGAUGGCGCUGCCAUGCGAGCAGGUGUUCAGACGGGGGACAGGAUCAUUAAGGUGAACGGGACCUUGGUGACGCAAUCAAACCAUGUUGAAGUGGUGAAGUUAAUCAAAUCCGGCUCUUAUGUAGCCCUCACAGUAUUAGGCCGACCGCCUGGGUUGCCCCAGAUCAACCUCUCUGAGGUGGACGUUGGUCUCGAGUCACCGGAUGUUUUCGGGGACCCUUUUAUUACAUCCCCCAACUCUUACAAUGCAGCAGAACGCACCUCCUCUCCUCUUGUAUCAUGGGAAGAGAACAGUGCUCUACACAACCAAAGAAUGGACAGCAGGAGGACUGGUUUAAAGGAUCAACAGGACACGCAGGGACUAAAGGAGGACUACAGCAGAACCCCUACGCCCAAACCACUACGGGACAUCCAGGAAGCCAAAAAACACAUUCCACAUCAUCAGAGCCAGUUCAACAGGGCUACACAAGAGAGUCUGUGUCUCAGGAACAGUGAAGAUGGCUCAUGGGCAGAAGAGGAUCAAUAUAAGGGAGAUUACAGCCCAGAGGCUUUCUGGAGUGGAAAUUCAGUGUCAUCUGUCCACCGGCGCUUCUACCCAGCUUCUCCAGAGAGUCAGCGAGACUCUAACUGUUCCAGUCCGAAAAGCACCCCCAGAGACAGCUUUAACUCCUGCCCUUCUCCUGAAGUUGAGGACGGUUCUGACCUGGAUUCUCGAUUCCCAUCCACCGUAGGGAGCCCACCGUCUCGUUUGGUUUCUGAGAUCAUUGCUGCUGAAGAUGAUGACUUUGACUCUGAGCAGGAGCAGGUUAAUGGCCAGUGCAGCUGCUUUCAGAGCAUCCAUCUGCUCAAGACUCGACCUGCUCAUCUUGCUGCUUUUCUGCAUCAUGUGAUCUCUCAGUUUGACCCUGCACCUCUGCUCUGCUAUCUGUAUGCUGACCUCUACAAACAGACCAACUCCAAAGAAACUCGGCGCAUCUUCAUGGACUUCUUGACGUUCUUCAUAGACCGGGGGGCAAAUUUGAAAGUCGCUGUGCCUGAAUCCAUCUCAUCUGAACUCGAGCGGAGGAGACCAGAAUUGAUUCCUGAGGAAUUACACAGGCAGUACAUACAGACAAUGCAGGAAACUCUCUUUCCUGAUGUACAGAGGAACCUGGAAGACUUCAGGCAGAAGCGCAGUAUGGGCUUGACCCUGGCGGAUGCAGAGCUGUCUCGUCUGGACUCUGAACAGCUGGCUGUAGACAGAGAGAGAGCCUGUGCUGAAAGCAUCCUCUCCAAGAUAGAUGACGUUCUGUUGACUUCACAACCCACAGAAGAGGAGAAAUGCUCCGCUAUACAGUAUGUGAUCUUCAUGUACAUGAAGCAUCUGGGAGUUCGGGCGAAAGAGCAACGAAACCUGGAAUCCAAACGAGUUCGAAUUAAUUUCCUUCCUUCCAAACUAAGGAAAAGCAAAACAGAAAAGGAUGGGGAGGAGAAACAGAAAAAGUCUCGCUUCCCCAUCCGGGUGCCCCCGCGGUGGCCCAGUCUCCUCGAUUCAGUACCAUCUGGCAGGGCCGGGGAAAGCAUCAAGCAAAGGCCUCAGAAGCAGAUGUCUCAGCCGGCGCUGGGUGGCUCAGAGCUGAUCGAUGCUGGACGUUUGAGGGGCAGUCAGUCAAGUGAGGGCUCAGACCUGCUCCACAGCCCGGGAAUCAUCACCUCCCCCCCGUUUAGUGCCCCCUAUAGCUCAUCGUCAGAUCCCUCUGGCAGGGACCCUGAGUUCAAUAUGAGCCCGUCGGCUGUGGUUCCUCGGCUCAGUGAUGGGCUGCAGUCUGGAGACCCACUGGAGAGCAUCUACCCACCCUGUGACUACAUCCCAUACAACAUGGACCAGCUGGAUGAAGACAGAGAUGGAGACAGACUCCCUGAUGGGGGCACCCCUAAACUGAGCAGAAGGUUUGAGGAUCUGCAGAGUGAGGAUGAUCAGGGGAGUGAUGGAGAUCCUCCAAACUGGCAGCAGCUGGUCAGGCGUGAUGUUUUAGCAGGCCUGACACCCCACGAGAUCAAGAGACAAGAAGUCAUUAAUGAGCUGUUCUACACGGAGCGAGCUCACGUUCGCAUGCUGAAGGUCCUAGACAAGGUCUUCUACCAGAAACUCACUCAAGAGAACAUACUGCCCCCUGCUGACGUCAAGUACAUAUUCACCAACCUGGAGGAAAUCAUCCAACUCCACGUGAGAAUUGUGGAUCAAAUGACAGCCAUUCGCAAGAAGAACGAGACAUCUGUAAUUGACCACAUAGGAGACGAGUUGUUGUCUUGGUUCAGCAGUGGAGAGGAGGAGAAGAUCAAGCAAGCAGUGGGCACUUUCUGCAGUAACCAGCCUUUCGCCCUGGAGCUCAUCAAAUCCCGACAGAAGAAGGACCAGCGUUUCUCUUCCUUCAUGCAGGAGGCUGAAAGCAAUCGACUGUGUCGGCGACUACAGCUAAAGGACAUCAUCCCUGCAGAGAUGCAGAGGUUCACCAAAUACCCAUUAUUAAUGGACAACAUUGCCAAAUACACAGAUGAGUCAGAGGAGAAAGACAAAGUGAGACGAGCAGCAGAAUGCUGUCGACAGAUUCUCAACCACGUCAAUCAGUCGGUGAAGGAGUCCGAGAAUAAACAGAGACUGGAAGACUACCAGAGACGGCUGGACCUCUCUUGCCUCAAGCAGAGCGAGAACCCAAUGAUCUCGGAGUUCAAGAACCUAGAUCUCACUAAACGAAAGAUGGUCCACGAGGGUCCUCUGUCCUGGAAGAUAAACAAAGACAAAACAAUUGAGUUGUAUACGUUACUCCUGGAAGAUAUUCUGGUGCUGCUGCAGAAGCAGGACGAGCGUCUCAUUCUCAGGUGUCACAGUAAGAACCUCGCAGGAACAGCUGAGACCAAACACAUCUUCAGCCCCAUCAUCAAGCUCAGCACUGUGCUGGUGCGCUCCGUGGCCACAGAUAAUAAAUCAUUCUUUGUGAUCUCCAUGUCCAAAAACGGAGCUCAGAUUUAUGAGCUGAUGGCCCAGACAGUGUCUGAGCAGAGGAUGUGGCAACGGCAGAUCACUCAGAGGGCAGAAGUUAUGAACGCCAAACCUCACAGUGUCAUUCCUUUGCCUCAACAUGAUGGCGACAGAGACGGUGUGGAGUUAAGCAAGUUCAGCAAAGGCUCUGAUCGGAUCUCCACAGGAAGCAUCCAGUCCGCAGAGAAAGACGGUGAAUUUUCGCCCUCAGCAGCCCUGCGGGACUGUGUGCCCGACACCAACCCUGGGGAAGAGGACCAGGUCCCGAGAGCUGGCAGAGACGCUUCCUAUCAGGACUCUGAACUUUUGAACGGCAGGGAAACAGACUCUCUAUCCUGUUCAUCUAAAGCUGACGAGGCCCUGAAAACCUUGGCAGCGCUGAAGCAGGUGCUGCUGACUCAGCUGAUGGCUCAGGAUGAGGGUGAGCGAUUGGGCCGAUCGGCCGGCAGUCGUCUGCUCAGGACCACCUCUCUACGCACACCAGUGGAGCACAACUCCACCCGCACCCCUAGUCGAGCUCAGGACUACACCUCUGGCGACACAGGCUUCUAUGAGUGCCCGGAGGAUUAUGCAGCAUACCUGGUUCUGGAAGGCUUUGGUGGCUCAGGCGAGAGCAGUACUGAUGAUGAUUUUCAGGUUGGGAGAAAGGAGCCUAGUUUGGCCCACAGCUGCGCUGCUGACUCUGGGAUCAGCCUGAAGUUCUCCUCGCCCUCCUCUGGCAGCACGUCCCGUCUCAGCAGACAGGUGCUCUCACACCUGCGCUGCCUGCAGGCCAACCUCAACCACCUCAAGGAGAUGGAAACCAAGUAUUAUAAUCUACUUCGCCAAAGGCCUGUCGGGUCAGCAGCAGAAGCAGACGAGAGCAGAGAGAAGAAAUAGAGUGGCAGAAGUCGCCGGCUCCUGUGAUGACGGGGGCAUCUCUUCAGUCUCCGCACAAGCCUGUCUGCCUCACUGCUGAACACCUCCAUCCAAAAAAAAGAGGAGGAGAAUAUUCUAACAAGGCUUCUCCUCUCGCUUCUGUCAGCACUCGUCAAUUAGGCAAGACGGACUGUCUCUUCUCCGCCUUUACCUGUCCCGACUACAUGUCCUCAUUCCAGCAAACGUGGGCAGCCCAGUCUGCUAGUCCUCGCUAGACAAUGGAGAACGAUACCAAAAUGUACAAAGCUGUGUGUCUUCAGAAUAUAUAUAUACAGUAUGUAACAAACAGUCGAGAAUGGAGUUUUAAAAAAAUAAUAAUGUAUUGUUUUUUUUUCCUCUUUUUAAAUCCUGAGAUGUAUUUAUUUUUCUUUUAGUGUUUUUUCCAUGUUUCUUGCAUGCUUUUGGCUGUUGAAACUCUUUAAGCUGUCUGUAGCUGUAGGCUUCAGGAUGACUGAGCAGGGCGAGUGCUUCCGAAUUCAGACUUUUUCCCCUUUUUUUCUAUGGAAGGCCAAAUCUGUGCAGUACAUAAAGAGAGUUUUUUUCUUUUUGCUGAAGGCCUCGCUCUGUUCCUCCAGCCAGCUGACAUUCCUCCCAGAGCCCUGGACUCAUUGGUUUUGCCCUCGAGACCCUCCUGGAUGGAGCUCAGGCUCUCCUGGUCUGCAGCGAAAUUAUGAUGACUGCAAAAAAAAAAGAGAAAGAGAUAGAAUUACCAUCAAAAUAGCAGGUGAUGCAAAACUUGGAAAUAAAAAUGCAACGAUAAAGCUUCUGUGCUGAUCA